Molecule: messenger RNA, 1878 nt
Organism: Ustilaginoidea virens
Lineage: Eukaryota; Fungi; Ascomycota; Sordariomycetes; Hypocreales; Clavicipitaceae
Exons: 3
Coding region: 1-1878 (625 amino acids)
Molecular function (GO): oxidoreductase activity, acting on CH-OH group of donors; flavin adenine dinucleotide binding
Source: RefSeq, a predicted model, not a curated record
AUGGGAUCCUACCAGCCCGGCCGCGAGUACGACGUGGUCCUCGCUGGAGGCGGCACGGCGGCCUGCGUCGUGGCCGGCCGCCUGGCCGAGGCGGACCCCAGCCUGGCCAUCCUGCUGGUCGAGCGAGGGCCCAACAACCUCGACGACGCGGCCGUGCUCACGCCGGCCCUGUACCGAUCGCACCUCCUGCCGGGCUCCAAGACGACCAUUUUCUACAAGGCCAACAGGGAGGCGGCCAUCAACGGCAGACAGGCCGUCGUGCCGGCCGGCGGCGUGCUGGGCGGCGGCUCCUCCAUCAACUUUAUGAUGUACACGCGCGCCCAGGCGUGCGACUACGAUUCGUGGAACGCUCGCGGCUGGGGCGCGGACAGCUUGCUCCCGCUGGCCAGGAAGCUGGAGACGUUCCACUUCCAGGGGCCCCAGUACGACGCGAGCCUCCACGGCUACGACGGGCCGAUCCACGUCUCGCGCAGCACGUACGGCUCCAGAGCGUUCCAGGACGAUAUCAUGGCUGCCGCCGAGGCCGUGGGCGAGAGGGAGGUGCCCGACCUGCAGGACUUUAGGACCGCGAGCGGAUUCUCCCGCUGGGGCGGAUACAUCAGCCCCCAGGGCCAGCGGCAGGACGCGGCGCACCGCUACGUCCACCCGCUCAUCCAGUCGGGCCGGUGCCCGAACCUCCACGUGCUGGUGGAAACCACCGUCUCGCGCGUCCUGUUCCAGGGCACCCGCGCGGUGGGCGUCGAGGCCCUCCCCACCGGCGCCGGCCCGGACGCGAAGCCCCUGGUCGUCAGGGCCCGCAGGCUGGUCGUCGUCUCGGCCGGCGCUCUGGGGACGCCCCAGAUCCUCGAGAGGUCGGGCGUGGGCAGCCGGGCCGUCCUGGCCGAGCUGGGCAUCCCGGUGGUCUCGGACCUCCCCGGCGUCGGGGAGGACUACCAGGACCACAACCUGGCGGGCUACGGCUACAAGUCCAACCUGUCGCCCGACGAGACCCUCGACGGCCUCAUCUCGGGCCGCCUCGACGUCGCCGCGGCCGUCAGGGAGCGCAACCCCAUCCUGGGGUGGAACGGCCUGGACGUGGCGGCCAAGGUGCGCCCCACCGACGAGGAAGUCGCCGAGAUGGGGCCGGACUUUCAGCGUCUCUGGGACCGCGACUUUAAACGCCAGACGGAGCGGCCGCUCAUGCUCUUCGCCGUGGCGUCCUACUUCCUGGGCGACCCCGCGUUGCUGGGCGAGGCCACCGGCGGCGGCGGCGGCGGCGGCGACGACGAGGGACCCCACCAGUGCGUGACCGUGGGCUGCUACACCGCGUACCCCUACUCGCGAGGCAGCAUCCACAUCGUCUCCAGGGACGCCUCGGCCGCGCCCUCGUUCAACACGGGCUUCCUCAGCCACCCGGCCGACCUGGCGGUGCUGGUGUGGGCGUACAAGAAGCAGCGGGACAUGAUGCGGCGCACAAACGCCUUCGUGGCCGAGGUGCCCCUUUCCCACCCGAGCUUCGAGCCGGGCAGCAAGGCCGCGCUGCUGGACAGGCACCCCGUCGAGGGGGGCUACGCGUCCCUCGAGGACAGGCGCCACCUGCCGCCGGUCGAGUACGACGAGCGCGACAAUGCCGCCAUCGAGGAGCACAUCCGGUCCGGCGUGGGCACGGCGUGGCAUUCGUGCGGGACGUGCAAGAUGGCGCCCCGGGACAAGGGCGGCGUGGUGGACGAGGCCUUGAACGUCUACGGGACCGAGGGCCUGAAACUUGCCGACUUGUCCAUCUGUCCCGAGAAUGUGGGCGCAAACACAAACAACACGGCCCUGAUUGUGGGAGAGAAGGCGGCCUGGAUCAUCGGCCGCGAGUUGGGCUUGUCCAUUUCUCCGCUCGAGGGGGAGUGA